Messenger RNA from Physcomitrium patens, 2533 nucleotides. RefSeq lists its product as uncharacterized. The record is from RefSeq and is a predicted model, not a curated record. NCBI's taxonomy places the organism in Eukaryota, Viridiplantae, Streptophyta, Bryopsida, Funariales, Funariaceae.
GAAAUAGGUAGUCAUGUGGCAAUUUACAUAGACUUUUUUAGGUCACCGGAACAAGUCACUGGUUUGGUUCAAUGAACUUAUACUCUACUGACGAUGAACGAUGCCAUGCGGGUCUGGUUUUACAGGGUUAUGAAAUGGGUCUUUUCCUGAAGAUGCUGUCACUGAUCUUGUGAAAAGUUUUAUCACGUACAUGUGAUUUUUUUGCGGUCCCCGCUGUGUUGGGUGCAGAAGAACGGCAUAAAUGCAGAGUAGGGUAUUGCUGCAUAGAUAGGGAGGAUAUUUAGGUCAAGCAUGCAUUGAAGAGUUCUGCCAGACAGGUGUAUGUGUUGAACUUAUUACUAAAGAUGAAGAAGACAUCACUUCUUUGCUGUUGAAUUUGGUUAGAUAUUGAAAAAAAGUUGGGUGCGGGUUUCGAUCACAUAUGGAGAGCCCUUUGGAUUUUCGUUUUCGUGUUAGAAAUCAUGAAUGACCAAGAACUUGAAUCAAUUUCGCAGCUGAUGGAUGAGCUGGAAAAAAUGCCUCUGUACCCAUUCAAGAUUGUUUUCAAGGUUUGAAUUAUAAUGUACGGUCUCACAGGGUGUUUUUCUUAGCUGCUAGUCACUAUUGUGGGCACAUGAUUUGUAGUAAAACACUGCCAGAUUAACAAGUGAGCAAUGCUUAUGAGAGCAACAGCAUCACUACUGCCGUUACUGGAAUUACGCAGCUUCUGCCGAUGCUGCCCUAAAACCCUGAAGAUGUCGAAUGCCGGCGGUGCCGGCUCUGGAUUAGUUCUGGAAACAAGCAACACCACAUGCAAAAACCGGAUGAACCGUGGAUUGUUCUUUGUAUACUGUUGUAUAUCUUGGUGCUCUGUGUUUCCGUGUAUUACCUCCUGCCUUCACAUUACAGUUGGGAUGCGAGUGUUGAUGGGAGCUUCUACAGAGGUGUUACCUUCCCACACAACAGGUAAUCUCGCUGAACAUUGUAUAUUUGAAAACCAGACUUCGAAAAUGGUUACGUCUUCACAUCUGCUUGUCAAGCUGAUUUAGGUGCAGGGACAAUUUUCUCAUUUCCGCUUUUGCUUCAACUGAACUCAACUGCUACACCCAUCCAGAUGCUCCUGUAUGCAUUUGUUAUGGAAUCAAGAAGUGAUAUUCUGUGGUUACUUGUGGUCUUAUUUUGCUAGUUUAUUGUUGAUAAGGUGUGCAGUAACCUUGUUCUUGAUUGAAAUAGAACCAAUGCGUCAUCCACCAACAGUGAUGAUUGAUUUAGCAACGCUUUGUCUUCUGCAACCUAUCUCGAUCAGGUUAUACCACUAUUUUAAGGGUUGCCUCAACUUCCCACCUUUCCACUAGAUCUUCUGUACGAUCAUCUUAACUUGGAGCACAUAAAAUCAUCUGGUCUGGUGAUUUUCUAUCGAAUUUGCACAGUGCAUAAAUUGUGUCUUAAAAAUUGCAAUGUUUGGUCCCUAGAAGGAAAAUACGAGUGCUGAUCAGUAUUAGCAAGUCUUGUUUCCUUGUUGGCAUCUCAGAUCUCAAAAGACUCAUUAGUGGAUAACUGCUUUAGCCCAAUAUCAGCUAUUCACUUUGAGAUGUUUCACAACAUCGAGUAGGCAAGCUUGCAGUAUUGGGUGGGAUAGUGAAAAGGUCUGUUAGAUAUGAUGUCUAACCAGUGACAUUCUACCUAUCGUUUGUGUAUAUGGCAUCUUUGUAUGAAGUAUUGUGUUGUUGGUUUCUCUUAAAAUUUAAGUAAGCUGGAGAACAAUAAGAGGUUCCUGUGACUUUCUUGAUGCUCUCUUAGCUGCAGCAAGGUUACCUCGGUUGAUACGAAACAACCGAGUGCUAUCAGUACGAGAAUUCAAAUAUCAACGCUAGAGGUUAUGGUUUUUGGUCAAACAUUGGAUGUGCUGUGAAUGUUGGUGAAUCUGCCCCGUUGAUUUGCAGAUUCUAUAGCUAGAAGAUUGUCGAAAACGUGCACCUCUGGUCAUAACUGGCAAGCUGGAUUGAUUGUUUUAAGUGCAAGGUCAAGGUUCUGAAUUUGCCUGUCGACUUGUGAAUUGUAGCCUGGUAGUUAUGUAAAGGAUAUUCAGUGCCUUGUAUCUUGAGUUUAGGUUUGAACUUGGUUCGUCUGUACGGACAGUAGUGCACUAUAAAAAAAUGUUUUCCCUCGUACGUCUGAACUGAUCAUUAGAAUGAAGUGAAACCGAAAGAAGAUAAUGAUUCCUGAAUACUGUAUUCCCAUCUCUGAUAUCCAAGUCUGUACCUUUCGAACUGCUGCUUGAGGAUUGACGAAGGUGAACUGCACCUUGUGCUGUCUCGAAUGAAACAAUAUUGAAUUAUUAAAUGAAGUCUCGCCCAGGAAUCGCUCGAAGUGUUCUUUCAGUAAAUGUGAGCAGUGAUUUUCCUUGACAAACCUUUUGGAAGUUAAAGGUGCUCAACCUGGAAAUUCAGAUCUGUACACAUACUUCCUGUCAAGGAAUUAAUGCUCAGCAAGUAAGAGUAACAAUUGCUCUUACAAUGCAAUAUCAUAAUCAAUAAGCAUCUUUGGCUUUCAA